UUGAUUGAUUCUCCAAAAAAAAGCAAAGACAUCGCACCGUCACCUUCUCAGAUCUCUCUCUAUCAAUGGAUUAUAUGACGAUGAUAAAAGACUAUGAACCACAGGAAGAAGAAGAAAUCUCCGAUAAGUUUCUCUGCUGCGUCUGCUUGGAACUUCUUUACAAACCAAUUGUGCUGUCGUGUGGUCAUCUAUCGUGUUUCUGGUGCGUACAUUGGUCCAUGAGUGGCUUGCGCGUGUCUCAUUGUCCCAUCUGUAGAGACCCUUAUCUUCACUUCCCCACUAUCUGCCUAAAGCUUCAUUUCCUCCUCAAGAAGUUAUACCCGAUUACCCAUAACAAGAGAGAAGCACAACUUCUUAAGGAUGAACAAGCACGAGCUUGUUUCUCACCUCAGAUUGAUGAACCAAAGGCUAAGCUUCAGUCUCUAAGUGUCUCUGAUGAGUGCUCUAAUACAGAACCCCUAGAAGAUGCAAAAACUGUUAACGUUCAUGAGAACGGCUUACCUAAGAAUGGCAUUUCAAAAGAUGAUUUGCUCUGUUCAGCAUGUAAGGAGCUGCUCGUUCGACCUGUGGUUCUCAACUGCGGACAUGUGUAUUGCGAAGGUUGUGUAGUAGAUAUGAUGGAUCGAGAAAGCGAAAAGAUCAAAUGCAAAGAGUGUCAUGUUUGUGACCCGAGAAGAUUUCCCAAAGUUUGUUUGGCUCUUGAGCAGUUUUUGGAGGAAUACUUUCCUGAAGAAUACAGUUCAAGGAGAAGUGGGAUUCAGAAAACGCUUGCCCUUGAUAGCAAAGGAAAUUUUCAAAAGUAUUACAAAGAAGGCACAUCCUCAUCAGACGAAAACAACAACAACAACAGUCUUCCGAGGUGGGCAAACCCUGCCUGUGAUGUUCACAUCGGAGUUGGUUGUGAUUCUUGCGGAGUGUAUCCAAUAGAAGGGGAGCGAUACAGGUGCAUAGACUGCAAGGAGAAAAUGGGGUAUGACCUUUGCAAAGACUGUUACGAGACUCCUUCUAAAGUUCCCGGGAGAUUCAACCAGCAACACACUCCCGACCACAGGUUUGAGCGUGCAUCGGUUCGUCAGCUUCUGCUCAAUCUCAAUUCUAUUGGUAUCCUCGUCGGCGGACCGAUGGUCCAUGAAGGCCGUGAUGAGAGCGAGGAAGGGCCUCCUGAUUCUGAUGUGACAACAUCAUCAAGCCCAGAAUGAAAUAGCAGUCUAGAGAGAGGGACAUGGUGUGUACUUGUUGAAGGUGGUUUGUGAUCGUAUAGUUUUAAAAAGAAAAAUUGUAGUUUUUCAAACUAAGUUCAUUUGUUACUCUAUGAACGUAAAACGCAAACAAGAAAUACAAAACUUUAUGUUUUCAUUUGGUUGCUCA
This is a messenger RNA of Brassica oleracea var. oleracea, 1368 nucleotides long. RefSeq names its product E3 ubiquitin-protein ligase PRT1-like. Gene Ontology annotation, biological process: proteasome-mediated ubiquitin-dependent protein catabolic process. Bases 66 to 1199 code for a protein of 377 amino acids. The transcript has 8 exons. NCBI's taxonomy places the organism in Eukaryota, Viridiplantae, Streptophyta, Magnoliopsida, Brassicales, Brassicaceae. The record is from RefSeq and is a predicted model, not a curated record. Gene Ontology annotation, molecular function: ubiquitin protein ligase activity; zinc ion binding.